Messenger RNA from Saccharomyces paradoxus, 5607 nucleotides. It is a transcript of the gene ECM29, whose product is annotated as Ecm29p. The coding region runs from base 1 to 5607 and encodes 1868 amino acids. Lineage: Eukaryota; Fungi; Ascomycota; Saccharomycetes; Saccharomycetales; Saccharomycetaceae. The transcript has a single exon. Gene Ontology annotation, biological process: proteasome assembly. Gene Ontology annotation, cellular component: nucleus; cytoplasm. Gene Ontology annotation, molecular function: molecular adaptor activity. The record is from RefSeq and is a predicted model, not a curated record.
AUGUCCCUUUCUUCUGACGAAACGAAGGAGAAACAGCUCGUGGAGAAGGUGGAAUUGCGCCUGGCUAUUGCAGAUUCCCCUCAAAAGUUCGAAACUAAUCUGCAGACAUUUUUGCCUCCAUUGCUACUAAAGCUAGCUUCUCCACAUGCCUCUGUUAGAACGGCAGUAUUUUCUGCGCUAAAAAAUCUUAUUUCUAGGAUAAACACGCUGCCCCAGGUUCAGCUUCCCGUAAGGGCGCUUAUUGUCCAGGCAAAACAGCCCAAUUUAGCCGCUCAUCAAGACUCGACCAAUGUCCGUCUUUACAGCCUGCUACUGGCAUCCAAAGGCAUAGAUAGACUUUCCUUGCAAGAAAGGCAGCAGUUGCUACCGUUAGUCGUUUCGAACAUCUCUGGUCUCACAGGCACAGUAGCCGCCAGAAUGUUCCACAUCCUUGUGAAGCUUAUUUUGGAGUGGGUUGCUCCUCAGGACUCCUCACAUGAGCAAGAAGAAUUUGUUCAGUUUUUGCAACUGGACGACGACAGUUUUUCGUAUUUGAUGCGCCAAUUUACCAGAUUCUUCCUGCUAAUGCCCUCGAAGCAGGUUCAGACUUCACAACAACCUCUGUCAAGAGGUUACACAUGUCCGGGCCUAUCCCUGGCAGAUGUAGCGUUCUUUACUCAUGAUGCGGGUGUUACUUUCAACAAGGACCAGCUGCACAAGUCCAAAAAGGCUAUCUUCCAAUUUGUUUGUCGUGGUAUGGGGGUUGCCCAAACUGUUGAUCAAUCACCCAGGAUGAUUGAACUGAUGAAAUUUUUGUCCGUUGCCUCUACGGAUUCUACAACUUUAUCUGAUGAUGCGGCACAAUUCAUGAAGCGGUUUUCCAUGCCAUACGAAAACGAGGAGUUCAUUACUUUUCUACAGUCGCUGUACAUCGGCAAUACAGUAAAUGGAAGACCACCCGUCAAGCCCGUCUUGCAAGAAAAGAUUCUUUCCAUAUUAAACAGAAGUCAAUUCGCUACCACCAAAGCAGAAUGUAUUUCUUUGAUCUGCUCUAUUGGAUUGCACUCAUCUGAGUAUAAACUCAGAUCUUUGACCCUUUCGUUUAUUCGUCACGUAGCAAAAUUGAACUACCAAAAUUUAAAUCCUGCUUUGUCAGCACCUUCAUCGACAGACUUUUCCACUAGUAUUGUUUCCUUAAUUAGGAAUAAUCUUCAUGCGGAAGGCUGGCCUAAGUUACAAUUGGGGCCUCAGACCCCGGCUUUCAAUACUGCAAUUUUGCAGAGACAAUUGCAAUAUGAAACAUUGGGUGAUAUCUUGAAAAGAGAUUUUGACCUCGUAAGUGACUUAUCCUAUAUUGAAUUCCUAUUCGAAUCCUUAGAAAACGACCUACCGCAAUUUCGCUCCAGUAUUCAGGAGUCUCUGCUUUCUUUAGUGGGUCAUUUGUCAAAUUUGCCUUCUCAAUCCAAAUUAAAAUUGAAAGCUUUGCUCAGGAAAAAUCUGUUAAUUGACGAGCAACAGCGAGAGGAUAAUAAUGAUACCAUUAAUUCUAUAAUGGCGCUUAAAUUUGUUUCUAUAAAAUUCGCUAACGCCGGUUUUCCCUUCCAUGAUCCUGAGGCAAGAUUAUUCAAUAUUUGGGGUACCGCAAGAACAAAUAGAUUUGACAUUAUUGAAGAAUCCUUUAAGGGACUACAGCCGUUUUGGUUCAGGGUCAAUAAUGCUUCUAUCAAUACAUCAGCUACUGUGAAAACGUCGGAUCUACUAGGUUCUCAAUUGUCAGAGACUGAAUUUCCCCCAUUCAGCGAAUUUCUACAGAUUUUUAUUGACCAGCUAGAUUCCGAAUCUCCAGCAAUUACACGGAAAUCACUAGACAAUGCUGUCAGGUUCAGUAAGCAAUGCCUCAUUUCCAAUGCAAUAUACCGUAAAAAAACAAUGGUUAUCCAAGAUGAAGACUGGUCGAUUAGAAUAGACAAAGCUUUGGAACUCGACGAUACGGUUGUGUCCCAAGUUAACGAAAUGGUUCAGGGAAUGAACGAUGAUAUUUUUAUUCGCUAUUUAACUCUUCUGUCAAACGAGUUCACUGCUACGAACGGUAAGGGUGAACAAGUAGCAAUCUUUCCAUAUCAAGAUCCGAUUUUUGGUUCUGUCUUAUUAACGUUAUUGAAUUUUGUAAGCACUAAUGUAUUACGGAGACUGGAGGUUCUUGUUCCAGAUUUAUACAAUCUAUUGAUCAUGAAAUUUCAAUCGUUAAGUGAUAAUGAUCUGGAAGUCUGUGCGACCAUCAUUGGUAUCGUUUCUACUGCAAUCGCAGACUCGGCUCACGUUAAGCAAAUCACAAACAUAGUUCAAUCACAAAAAAUGGCAGAAACAUAUGUUGCAUCUUAUGUUGUUCCGAGAUUGUAUUUGAAAGAUCAGACAGGUAACAUUCAAUCUGAUAGUAUCCUAAACCUGCUAAACAAUUUGACAACCUAUCUUUCGCACUCCACCACUAACAAGGAUAUGAUAUUAAGGUUGGUCUGUCAAGUGACAAAAUUAGGUCUACUUCUCCAAGUAAGUACGCAAGAAAGGAAGAAGUUCUUGAAACAAAUCAUGGAUACUAUACAAGGCAAACUGAUUAAUGAUGUGACAGCCAUUCAAACGUGGUCAUAUUUAUCAUUAUAUUCAAUAGAUUUAGAGAAUUCCAAUCUUUUUCAAGAGAAGUUACUCGAAACUAACGUUUCUAAGCAAAACGAUUUUCUGUUUUCGGUUGGCGAAUCCUUAACUGUCGUGGCUGGUAAAUGGUCAAGUAAGUAUUUGACCAAACAGAUUGAUGUUCCAAAUUUCAAUGUUGAGAUUAUGCAGCAAAAAUUUCCCGCUACAAACAUUACGAUCAUACUUGAUGAGAUUCUUUCAGGUUGUGAUUCCACAAAACCCUCUCUAAGAAAGGCAUCUUGUAUUUGGUUGUUAUCAUAUAUUCAGUACUUGGGUCAUUUACAAGAAGUAAAUUCUAGGUGUAAUGACAUUCACUUGAGAUUUAUGAGAUUUUUGGCAGACAGAGAUGAAUUUAUACAGGAUUCAGCCGCUAGAGGACUUUCUUUGGUUUACGAAAUUGGUGGUUCUGACUUAAAGGAAAGUAUGGUCAAAGGGUUACUUAAGUCUUUUACAGAGUCAACCGCAGGAGCUGCAUCUACAAGUGCUACUGGCAUUUCAGGUUCGGUCUCAGAAGAGACGGAAUUAUUCGAACCAGGAGUUUUAAACACAGGAGACGGGUCCAUUAGCACUUACAAAGAUAUUUUAAAUUUAGCAUCAGAAGUUGGCGACCCCGCACUUGUUUACAAAUUUAUGUCUCUUGCCAAAAGUUCGGCUCUAUGGUCGUCUAGGAAAGGUAUUGCGUUCGGUCUUGGCGCCAUCAUGUCUAAAUCUUCUUUAGAAGAAUUAUUACUGAAGGAUCAACAAACUGCUAAAAAACUGAUUCCAAAAUUGUAUAGGUAUAGAUUUGAUCCAUUCCAAGCAGUAUCACGCUCUAUGACAGACAUUUGGAAUACAUUAAUUUCGGACUCCUCCUUGACGAUUUCCCUCUAUUUCGAUGCUAUUCUUGAUGAACUUUUAAGUGGUAUGGCUAAUAAAGAAUGGAGGGUGAGAGAGGCAAGUACUUCGGCUUUAUUACAAUUGAUUCAAUCUCAACCGCAGGAGAAAUUCUCAGACCAAAUGCUGAAAAUUUGGACAAUGGCAUUUAGAACCAUGGAUGAUAUAAAGGAUAGUGUCCGUGAAGUUGGUACGAAGUUCACCACCGUAUUAGCCAAAAUAUUGGCAAAAUCUAUAGAUGUGGAAAAGGGUGUGAAUCCUGUUAAGUCUAAGGAAAUAUUGGACAACAUCUUGCCAUUCUUAUUGGGGCCACAUGGCUUAAACAGUGAUGCAGAAGAGGUUAGAAAUUUUGCGCUCACGACUUUGAUUGACUUAGUGAAACACUCCCCUGGGGCCAUCAAACCAUUCACUCCAAGUUUAGUUUACGACUUUAUUACAUUGUUUUCUUCCAUUGAACCUCAGGUAAUUAACUAUUUGGCAUUAAAUGCUUCAAAUUAUAAUAUCGAUGCUAAUGUCAUCGAUACACAAAGGAAAAAUGGUGUCACCAAUUCUCCUCUAUUCCAGACCAUCGAAAAAUUGAUUAACAAUUCAGAUGAUUUUAUGAUGGAAGAUGUAAUCAACGUAGUUAUUAAAGCCACUAGGAAAUCUGUCGGUUUGCCGUCUAAGGUCGCCUCCUCACUUGUCAUGAUUCUCUUAGUGAAGCGGUACUCUAUUGAAAUGAAACCCUAUUCUGGGAAGUUAUUGAAAGUCUGCCUGACUAUGUUUGAAGAUAGGAAUGAGUCUGUUAGUGUAGCAUUUGCAAUUUCAAUGGGAUAUUUGUUCAAGGUUUCUACAUUGGAUAAGUGUAUUAAAUACUCUGAAAAAUUAAUAAUGAAAUACUUUGAGGCCAUGUCAACAGAAAAUAAUAAGAGGAUUGUUGGUACAGCAAUCGACUCGAUUUUGAAUUAUGCCAAGUCAGAAUUCGAUAAUGUAGCGAGUAUAUUCAUGCCUUUGAUAUUCAUAGCAUGCAAUGAUGAAGAUAAAGAUUUGGAAUCCCUAUACAAUAAAAUCUGGACAGAGGCUUCCAGUUCUGGCGCCGGUACGGUUAAGUUAUACCUGCCGGAAAUUUUAAACGUACUUUGUACAAAUAUUAAAUCGAAUGAUUUCUCCAUUAGAAAAACAUGUGCCAAAUCAGUCAUACAGUUAUGUGGCAGUAUUAAUGAUAACAUUCCUUAUUUACAAAUCGUUAAGCUAUUUGAUAUAUCUAAGGAGGCACUAAGUGGUAGAUCAUGGGAUGGUAAAGAGCAUAUAGUGGCUGCAUUGGUUUCAUUGACAGAAAAAUUCUCUCAAACUGUGGCCGGCGAUAAUGAUCUACAGGAAUCAAUCAAUCAUGUAAUGUACGCUGAAGUUUCGAGAAAAAGCAUGAAAUACGUCAAAAAGAUCCUACCACUUUAUGCCAGAUAUAUCAACGUGAAUCCACAAGAAGAAACAAUCACAUUAUUAAUUGAAAAAUCCAGAGAAAUGAUUCGAUCGCUGAGCAGCGAAUCUGAUGAUAGUGAAGAUCCCACUAGGCAAACUUCUAAUGAAUCCACAAUAAAAAGAAUCAAGCCUAACACUGGAAUUACACAAAAGUCAUCUAAACAGAAUAUUGAGAACGAAGAGUAUGUGAUCAACUUGUUAAAAGUUAGUGCUGACAUAUGCAACAAUUCUAAAUCGAAGUAUCCGUUAAAGUUAUUGGAGUUCAUUAUAGAUGAAGUUGCAUACCUUUUCCAUAAUGACAGAAUUAUAUACACAUGGAGAACACAACUAGCUGCUAGUGAAAUUGGUAUCUCAAUAGUUGGAAAAUUUGAUACUGUUAGUAGCACUGAUUUUAUCCGAAAUCUGAGUAAACUGUGGGAUCAAAUUUUUUCAAUAAAUUGUAACAAAGAAACCGUUGAAAAUGUCAAAUUGCAAAUGAUAAAAUUCGGCGGUUUGGUUAUUCAGAAAAUUCCAAGUUUACAGAACAAUAUCGAAGAAAACUUAAGGUUGUUGAACAGCAUCGAUUCAACUAGUAGAAUAGAGUUGGAAUUAAAAAAUAUUGGUCUAUAA